AUGGUGUGGUUCGAACACCGCCACACCCUUUCCGAUAUUUCGACUACGCUUGUUGUUGCUCUCUCGCUGCUAACGCUGCUCUUCUUCCUCCUCCUCAUCGCGCAAACCUACAUCUUAGUCUUGAUCUACCGCCUGUUACGGACCGAGUCAGAGAAGCCCGAGUCCAAGAAGAAGCGGAUCUAA
Messenger RNA from Anthostomella pinea, 183 nucleotides. The record is from the annotation of a GenBank genome assembly. NCBI's taxonomy places the organism in Eukaryota, Fungi, Ascomycota, Sordariomycetes, Xylariales, Xylariaceae.